CCUUUGGAAAUUACAAAAACCACUGCGCCCUUGGAACCUUUUUUUAUUUACAACUCACAACUCUAUUUGUCACUUCUCUUCUUCAAUAAAUACUCCUCUCUUCCCCCUCUACUUUUCCGUACAUUUCCCCUUCUUCUUCUUCUUCUUCUUCCUCAAUUCUCUGCAAAUUAUCAGCUAGGAUGAGGAUGAGUUGCAACGGCUGUAGAAUCCUUAGAAAAGGUUGCAGUGAUGAUUGCACCAUCAAACCUUGCCUUGAUUGGAUCAGAUCUUCCGAAUCCCAAGCCAAUGCAACUCUCUUUCUCGCCAAAUUCUAUGGCCGCGCCGGCCUUAUCAAUCUCCUAGAAGCUGGCCCCCAACACCUUCGUCCUGCUAUAUUUAGGUCCCUUUUGUACGAGGCUUGUGGGCGGAUUGUGGAUCCGAUAUCGGGUUCAGUGGGGUUGCUUUGGUCAGGGAAAUGGGUUCAAUGUCAAGCGGCGGUUGACGCUGUUCUCAAAGGCAAACCCAUCAUGCAAAAUCCUCCUUCGUCCUCUUAUUCUUCUUCUAAUUCAUCAACAACUACUACAGCCACAACAACUGCUUCUGCAUUACACCAGAUUCCUCCUCUCAAGUUCUACGACAUCCGCCAUGUCUCCAAGGAUCCAAAUUCCAGUUCAGGCGUCACCACCACGACCAAGACCCCCCGCAUGAAGCGAUCCUGGAACCGCAGGCCCAAAGCCCCUGCACCUGUAACUGACUCAACCAAUGGUAGGGCUUAUCCGGGUCUUGACUCACCAAUAUGGCUGACUCCGAUCGGCAAUACAGAAAGCUCGGUGGAGACCGUGGAGGGUUCAGGUUCAGCGAUGCACCGGAGCCAACAGUUGAGCACGGUUGGGUUGGAACUAACUCUGGGUUUAAUUAGUAGUUCCAAUUAAUGAAUCAAUGAAAGAGCAGCAGGGUGUAAACCUGAGUGUUUAAUUGUAAUCAAGGUUAUAUUUUAUCAGUUAAUCCAUGAAUAACUUGUGUUUAAAGAUGUAUUAAUUAUAUAAUUAAAAUUGUAAAGAUCGCUUAUGAUGAUUUUUCA
Mangifera indica (mango) is the source of this 1060-nucleotide messenger RNA. RefSeq names its product LOB domain-containing protein 42-like. The transcript is spliced from 2 exons. Bases 180 to 911 code for a protein of 243 amino acids. The record is from RefSeq and is a predicted model, not a curated record. Gene Ontology annotation, biological process: regulation of gene expression. Lineage: Eukaryota; Viridiplantae; Streptophyta; Magnoliopsida; Sapindales; Anacardiaceae.